Trypanosoma cruzi is the source of this 764-nucleotide messenger RNA. Its product is annotated as trans-sialidase, putative. The transcript has a single exon. The record is from RefSeq and is a predicted model, not a curated record. The annotation marks the transcript as partial. NCBI's taxonomy places the organism in Eukaryota, Euglenozoa, Kinetoplastea, Trypanosomatida, Trypanosomatidae.
AUGCUCUCACGUGUUGCUGCAGUGAAGGCACCCCGCACACACAACCGUCGCCGCGUGACCGGAUCCAGCGGAAGGAGGAGGGAAGGAAGAGAGAGUGAGCCGCAGAGGCCCAACAUGUCGCGGCAUCCCUUCUACUCUGCACUGAUGCUCCUCGUCGUGAUGAUGUGCUGUAACACUGUUGAGGCUCAGCAAACCAGUGAGGAGAAGUCGCCAGCACCGAUACCUCCACCAAAAACAUAUUUUGAUUGGGGAGAUGUGAAGGAUGAUAAGGAAACAGUGAUUUCUCUCCGUGUUCCCAGUCUUGUUGGGAUGAAUGGUGAUGUGUUUGCCGUUGCUGAGGCGCAGUGCAAAGGAAAGAAUGAUAAUGAAGGAGAUUUCACUGGGAUUGCCUCGGAGCUCCUGAAGUUGUCUGAUGAACAAACAAAAGUGGAGUUGGACAAAACUAAACUGAGGACACAAGUACUGUUGGAAUGUACUGCCGAUAAAGAGAAAUGUGCCUCCCAAAACGCUGCUCUGGAAGGUGCUUCCGCAGACUCAAAGAAGAAAGUACAUGUGAGCCAGCCGACAACAGUUGUGAAGGAAAAUGAAAUUUACAUGCUUGUUGGGAAAUGCAGCCAGACAGCCGUUGGUCCUCUGAAGAAUGAUGCCGAGGACUGCCGACUUUUGCUGGCGAAGGGGAAUGUCAGUGGUGAGAGCAGUAACAAAAGAAUUUAUUGGAAUGGGAUUGACGAUCUUCAGAGCACUUAUAACAUCCAGCAAGAGGC